AGAGCCUGAGGUCCAGAGACGUUGGCACGAGCCAAUCAGGAGGUUGUCAGAAUUGCACAUAAAAAUGGCCAUCGACUCAAGAGAGAUCGCUGGUGAUCGGCCACGUGCGAGUGAGGAUGGGUCUGAUUGGCGGAGAAGAGCAUUUUCAGCUCAGAGCUACGUGCCUCGAGCUCCAGGAGAUGCCGUUGAUGACGGCUGGGUGAUGGAAGCCCCUGAAAUGGUGACUGGCUGGGAAGGGGACUCUGUCAUUCUGCUUUGCAGCUUCUCACUCCCCGACCCCGGGUAUAAAGGCAACAUCUCAGUCGUAUGGACAACAAAGAGAAAAAGCAGCAGAGCUGUAGUGUUCAACUGCACAAACUACCUCCCACUCAAUGCUCCGUCCAAUACAUCUGAGAACUUGAUCCAUCGGAACGCGGGCAGGCGGUACUGGCUGGCGGGGAACCCGAGGGAGAUGAACGCCUCACUGGCGGUGGAGAAGCUCACUCUGCCUGACAGUCAGCACAGGUACCAGUGCUGGGUGGCACUCACUGGCAACGGAUCUGAGGUGCUCGUGAGCUCGACUGAAACUACUCUCCUGGUGAUGGGAAAACUCCUAUCAGUGACUGGUACCAAAGGAGGUGAUGCCACACUGCCAUGCUCCUUCACCAUGCCAGGCAUUCACCCAAGUAAUAUCUAUGUCAUUUGGAGGCGAGGGAAUCCACAAAGCCGGCCGUUUAUUAAUGACACGCUUGGCCUCGCCUCACACACCAACCCCGGGGAGUCAGAGACAGCGAAUGAAGGAAAUCGCUACAAGGUGGUCGGGAAUGUGGGAGAUGGAGAUACUUCCCUGAGGAUCAGGGGCCUGGAGUUAAAUGACACCGGCCGGUAUUUCUGUCACGUACACGUCACGUUCACACUGCAGGAAUACACGACGCAGGAACACACGACGCAGGGACAUGUGUCUCAUGGACACACUACACAGGAACAUGUGACGCAGAAUCAGAUGUGGCUGCGGGUCGUCGCUCCGGCCGUCAUCCUGAGUCUGUCCCUCGUGGCCGGUGAUGGAGCCGGAAGUGGGAUUGUGUGCACGGCUGAGGGGGAACCACCAGCCAACAUCACAUGGAUCGACCCUGAGAAUAACACGUUGCCCAUUAACACCAGCCACACGCCAGUCACACACGUACCGGACAAGUAUCAAACCGUGGGGGAGAUCCGGGGCCCGAGGCUGAGGGGAACUUACCGCUGUGUAGCUGAGAACACACAGGGCAGGGACACCAGAGACAUCCUCGUCGCUGCCCCACAGAGAGAUGGCAGUUUCAUCAUCGCGAUACUGUGUUUGAUACCCUUAGUUAAAUUUCUCACUAUGUUGGUCACGGGGAUCAUUCUCGUUUGUAAAAUGGGAGAUUGAAUCUGUUUCCAGCCUGAGGACAAGUAAAGAAGGAGCUCUGUAUAGUCCCCGCUCUCACCUGUGCCUGUCUCCAGUGGCCUUGAGGGUGACACAUACAAGAUCACAAGAGCUUCAACGAAGGAGAACAUUUGAUAACAGAGAUCCUUCAAACCAUAAGAUCGCUUCCUUCCAGUAAUCCUCAGGCUGCCAUCUCCCAUUACAGCAUUGACCUCAACAGCGACCCUUAUCCUGGAGGAUUGCAGGCUCCUCGGUGUCCUUCCUCCCCUCCUACAUGCUCACACACUCCCAACCUCCCUGCUCUACACUGUACUGUGCCAAACCUCAGGCCAGCCAUGUGGUCAAGGCCUCAGGCCUCUUUGUACCUCUCACACGGCCUACAGACACAAUGCACUGCUCUCAUACUGUCAGUUUAUUGAUCACUCACAGCCUCCAGCCCACAGACCUGUCACAGCCUUCAGCCCACAGACCUGUCACAGCCUUCAGCCCACAGACCUGUCACAGCCUCCAGCCCACAGACCUGUCACAGCCUUCAGCCCACAGACCUGUCACAGCCUUCAGCCCACAGACCUGUCACAGUCUCCAGCCCACAGGCCUCUCAAAACUUCAAGGCACGCAAACUUGUCUGUGACUUGUCUGUCUCCCAGCCAGAAGAUCAGAAAAAAGCUGGUCAGCUUUGCAGGGACAUUACCUCUUCAGCUGAGGAACAGUAACCUUAAGGAACACAAAGCAAACAGGAUGCUGGGCUAUAUUGCUAAAUUGUUGAAUUUAAUGCUCUUGUCAACCCACACCCAGAGAAUUGCAUACAGUUCUGGUCACCAGGACAUUAAGGGGCCACCCAGGCCCAAGUAGCAAUGCAGAGGAAAGCAACAAGGAUAAUCCCCAGUGUUAUAGGAAUGAGUUGUGAACAACAACAAGCGAGGAAUCUGAAGUCUUGAGAGAAGACAAUUCAGGGGGGACCUCAUAGAAGUGUAUAACAUUUUAAACGGGAUUGAGAAAGUAAACUCAGAUCAAUACUUUAGGAUAUUCCUAGGCAGUGGAACAUAAGGUCACAGAGUUGAAGAGCUCAAUUUCAGGACAGAUAACAGGAAGUUUCUCUUUACUGAGUAAUUAACGACUAGAACAGAUGGCUAAGGAAGGGUGGUUGAGGCCAGGACACUAAGGCUAAAUUAAAAAGUGGCUUGAUGCUGUGGUGGUCGGGUGAAUGUUCUGGAGGCAUGAGAUCCCUCCAAAGAACCUUUAUCCAACACAAUUUUGUGAUGAACACAAUAACUUUUACUACAAGAACCUUGUAUCAGGUAUUCUUAGAAACUCUUUCUGCCUCUAAACAUAGGCAUUCUGUGGUCAAUAGUAAUUGUUCUGCUUUUGAAG
This is a messenger RNA of Callorhinchus milii (elephant shark), 2755 nucleotides long. RefSeq names its product sialic acid-binding Ig-like lectin 15. Gene Ontology annotation, biological process: regulation of osteoclast development; regulation of actin cytoskeleton organization; regulation of bone resorption. The coding region runs from base 65 to 1387 and encodes 440 amino acids. Lineage: Eukaryota; Metazoa; Chordata; Chondrichthyes; Chimaeriformes; Callorhinchidae. The transcript is spliced from 6 exons. Gene Ontology annotation, cellular component: plasma membrane. The record is from RefSeq and is a predicted model, not a curated record.